AUGAAUUUGACAAAAGAUCUAUUCUCACUUUACAGUGAAAGCAAAGUCAUCUUUGAUGGGCAGGCUUCCCAAAUCCCCUCUUCGCAACUCAAGCUCCAGUUCCAAGACAUCUUAUUCAACCCCAAGUACCCCAUUGGUGCGGAUCAAUUCUUGAAGAGUUCGAACAAUUCAGUUUCUCCAUCAGCUUCCAUAACAGACAGCUCCUGCAUGACAUUGCAUUACGAAGACUAUAAGGGCCAUCACAAGGUCUUCAGUGAAGAAGAUAUAAAGACUCUUAGGCGCAUUUCAGAAAUAUUGACCUCCAGAAACGAAUUGGCGAUUGUGUUCAGAUGUAUGUCGAGCGUCGAAAGGACGCGGUCAACACGGAAAUCCUUAAUUGACUUGGUGGCUAGACCCCAAAGCUCCAAUGAUCGAGAUCCUCCUGAAGUAGUGGGUUCACAUGAAAUGGAUGAAAGGCCAAUUUCCAUAGAGAGCCAUCUAACUCGAGUCAUCGAGUUUUUACUGUAUAACUUGAAAUUCAAGUCCAACUUCUAUGGACAAGAAUCUCUGGGUUUUUUGUUCAUGAUGAACAAUGUUAACUCUGUUUCUGAGAUGAUUAAAAGUUCCGAGGAGUUGGGAGAACUUAUUGGCACUCGCCUGCGGAUGAAAUUAAGUGAAAAAGUGGAGCUGGCAAGGGCUGAUUAUCUCCAUACAAGUUGGGGCGAAGUCUGCGAUUUUUUGAAAGGUAAAGGAUUAAAAUCAGAUUUAAAUUUUGAUUUCUUUCCUGGAAGGUCUACGAGAGCUGUGAAAAAGAAGUUUAGGACCUUCAAUCGUAUGUUUGAAGAUAUACUUCAGACUCAAGAAGGAUGGAUGGUACCAGAUCAGCAGCUGCGGAUGAAACUUCUUGAAUGCAUAAUGGUUAAGCUGAUUCCGGCCUACAAUCAAUUUCUUGAGCAGUUGAGCCGAGUUCACAAAGUGAAGAAUCUGAAUGGGUACAUAACAUAUUCUGUCAAGGACUUGGAGACCAAGGUGCUAACUAUGUUUCAGAGUGAGUAUUGA
This is a messenger RNA of Coffea arabica (coffee), 1038 nucleotides long. The record is from RefSeq and is a predicted model, not a curated record. Lineage: Eukaryota; Viridiplantae; Streptophyta; Magnoliopsida; Gentianales; Rubiaceae.